GUCGCGGUGCCGACGGUGGUGGUGGUGGUGGUGUUGACGGUGGGUGGUGGGAGCAGCCUCCGUUUUAUUUCUGUCCCGGUCUCGUCGGGACCGGUCUCGCGAACGUGUCGAAUACGUUUUCCUCCGCGAAAGUUUCUCUCUCGCAAAGAACGUCAACGACAACGACAAAGAUUUGCGAUGGAGGAUAGUUACAUAGUACACAGACGUCGCAAGGCGGCCGCCAGAAAGCGCGAGAAGACGCCUGAUCCUUCCUCGAGAGGCGCCGCGUCGCGCAUGGAUACUUCAGAUGACGAGGACGAGGAGAGGCGCACCAGAAUGGAGAGAAUGGCCGAGGAGACUGAGAAAAUGGACCAGCAACAGAAGGAAAACAGAUUGGCGCAGCAACGACAAGAGGAGACUGCGAAGGAACCAGAAAACCGAGACAAAGAUAAGGAUGAUCACCAGGAGCGUCCUGUCCGAAAAAAGGACAGAAUUGACACGAGAAAAUCUGCGAACGUAGAUGACAUGAUUGCUAUACGUGCCGAAGUGGCCGCCAAGUCAACGGCGGUUGGAAAUAAUUCUGGAAAGACUGACACGGUAGCGGCUGAUGACAACACGCGGUUGAUAAAACAGACUACCGAAGCAAUAAACAAAUUUGAUGACGAGAGUACUAUGAAGAGAGAGAUCAUCAAAACCGAAAUUGAUCAAGUGGUCGAGGAAAACCUGGUCGCUCAGGAGAAGUCGGAGACACCGAAGGAAACGAAUGGUCCGGAGACCGUCAAACCUGCCGAAGUCCGCAAAGUCGAAAGACGAUUUAAAAGAAAGUCGAAAGAACGCGUAGAGAGAUACAGUCGAUCAACGGAUUCUAGCGAUGCGGAUGAGAAGAGCGAGUCGAGUCAAAAAAGGACAAAGUCGCCAGAAGCAGCAAGGUAUAGGACAAAGAAGACGAGUGGAAAAAGUCGUGUUAGCGAUCCGGAAGUUCAAAAGAGGGACGCCGAAAGACAGAAUCGAGAGAAGAAAUCAUCGAGUCGACAAAAACUGGAGGACGAGUCUCAGAUGAAGAAUGAUGCCGAAAAAUCACUUUUGAAACCUCACAGCCGGGCCGAGGAGACGGAUGAGGAUUUGAAGAGCAUCAAGAAGAGUGAGAACUCACAGAGACCUGAAGAACGAAUGAUCAAGAAAUCUUCCAUUGAACUGAAGAAGCAGAUAAUUCCGCUAAACAAUGACAGUUUGAUCGAGGACUUUGCGAGGGCUCAGAGGGAAUACAUGUUGAAGGAACGCAGUAUUCUGGAUCCGGAUAACACAGAUGUCUUCCAGGAUGCAGUUGAAACUAGUUUUUUGAGGAGGCGAAAAUUCAGUCUGGCAUACACUGAGAGUGAAGAAGAGAUUCAAAACGCUUCCGAUGCAGCUAAGUCUUCUGAUAAGAAAAAAUCGCGGUUUUCCUGGAUGAUCUUCUGGCGUAGAGAACAAGAAGAUAACAUCGUGGAGGAGAAGAUUGAGGACGAACUGAAACCGGCUCCGAAAGUUGAAGAAAUCAAAGCGGAGGCGCAGGAAGCUCCGGAAAAGGUUACUCUAUUGGACUUCUUCAGAGCGCUCAAAGACGUUGUCGGCGAAUUCAAAGUUUUCAUCGCGCAAAAUCCACGAGAGACGACGAUCAUUAGACGGCUACGUAAUCGCUGCAUAGCCGGAUUGCUGCUCAUAAUGAUCUAUUGUGGCCUCGGCGGCUUCAUCUUCCGAUUCGUUGAGGGUGCCUUCGAGACAUUCUAUAAAUGCGGUGUGAAGCGCGUGAAGAGGGACUUUUUGGAUAGUUUAUGGAAUUACAGCCACAACCUGAGAGAGGAUGACUGGAAAAGCAUGGCGCGUAGGAAACUGAUGGAGUUCGAAGAGCAGCUUCAUACCGCUCAUGAAGCCGGCCUGCACAAUUAUAGCGGCCAAAAGAGCUGGAGUUUCUUGAACGCGGUCGCGUAUUGUCUCACCGUCAUCACCACCAUCGGAUACGGACAUAUUUCGCCAAGUACAAAUGCAGGAAGAGCUAUUACAAUCGUGUAUGCUAUUUUCGGUAUUCCAAUGUUUUUAAUUAUCCUGGCCGACUUUGGUAAAUUAUUUACGCGCGGUAUAAAGUUCCUGUGGGCAUUCGUGAGAAGAUUAUACUACACUGGUAGCUGUCGCAAGGUUCGUCGCACUGGGCCCGUUCAGGAAGUCAUGAAGGGCAUGCAACUCGUAUACGAUUUCGCGAAAUUUCGACGGCCGUCGCAGAUGAAUCCGGAAGAGAUCGGAGAAAUACAGAGGCAGCAGAUGCAACAACAGACGGUUCUCAAUCUGGAUGCCAAUGCGCCGGACACGCCGGAUACACCGGCAAUGUCGGCGUAUGCCAUUGAUGACGAAUUUAAUCUGCCGAUCUCGGUCGCGAUCAUCAUCCUUCUGGCCUAUAUUUUCAUAGGAGCUACUCUGUACUACAUGUGGGAGGAGUGGAGCUUUUUCGAAAGUUUCUACUUCGUCUUCAUCUCCAUGAGCACAAUCGGCUUCGGCGAUUACGUACCAAAGAACCCCAUAUACAUGAUGUGUUCGAUAGUAUACCUGGUGUUCGGUCUGGCGCUCACGUCCAUGUGCAUCAAUGUCGUACAGGUGAUGCUGUCAGACUCGUUCAAGCAAGCGAGCCAAAAGAUCGGAGCCACGAUUGGCUUCGAGGUCGCCGAAGACGACAACUCGGUGAAACCAGCACCACCACCGCCGAUCGAGAUCGCGGACGUUCACGUGAGUCUGAAGGAGUCCGAGAGCGGCGAGAAGAUCGCGCCAAAGGCCAAACAAGAGGACGUCGAUCUGUAGAUGUAUUUCUUUCUCAGAGAAACUCCUACACGUCCACAUCGACUGCUAGCUCGUUCGCUCAUUUUUUAAAAUGCGUGCGUUUUUCGGUCUAAAAAGAAUAAUCGUUUGCUGGCUUAUAUAACGCACGGGAUACACAGUAACUAUUUGAGCACGCACGCAAAAUCAAGCUUCGCGAUUCGAGAAAAACUAUCAUCGUCAAGGGGCCGUCUUUAUCAUGUGAGAUCUGUAUAAAGUUUGACUGAUGAUAACUGAUCUUAUUAAAUGUUUUUCAAGUUUGAAUAUGCGGAUGAAUGUUUAAGUCAGAUCUAAUUAUUAGUUUCAUUUAUUUUCAAUAAGCUGAACUGCUGUGGGACUCAAUAUUUUUUUUUUUUUUUUUAAAUCGAUUCUGAGAAUCUUCAAAUUCUUCUGUCGACAUAAAGACGGUUCCACAUUUUGAGUGCAUUGGAAUUUUUAAAGCAUUAUACGCUAUUACAUCCGUCUAUCGUUGAGAUUAUGUCGAAUAAACAUGACUCUCUCUCAAAUGUAUAUAUUUCUAAAAUGCGCAUAUACCGAUAACGAUUUUAUGAAACUGGAGAUCUAAUCGUGCCUCUAUCAAUGCGAUCAACGAGUUGCCUGAAGAGAUGAAACUCUAAAUGAUGAACUCCGAUAGAAAUUUACAUGUAAAAUGAUGUGCAUAAUCCAACGAAAGUAUCGAAACGAAAUUGUCCCGAAAUACGCACAAAUGUAUUUAAUUGAUAUCUCGUCAGGCGAGUCUCGUAUACUGAAUUUAUGAUAAUCUUGUGCAAAGAAGCUUUUUAAAGAAAAUCACGCCAAUGGUAUGAUAGAAUAUUACUUGCUGUCCAUAUUUUGUAAUUUGGGUAUGAUUUUAAAAAUAGGGAAAUAAUUCUGCUUCAUAAAAUUUUAUUAAGAAAUAAUUAUGAUAUAAAAAAAUAAUUGUAUAAUUUAGUUUAUAUAUAUAUAUAUAAGAUAAAAAUUUUAUCACGUUUUUAUAUUAUUUAUCAUUAUAUAAUAUUAUAUAUUUCAUAAUACCAUUGGCAGAUAGAGCGAUUCCCCAAUCUACAGUAAAUAAAACGUUUCAUAUUAUGCGAUAUCUCCAGUAGUAGUAAUUAUUGAUACGAUAAAUUGCGAGAAACUAUUUUUCUUAAGAUACAUACAUCGAACAAGAGAAAUAUUGCCACUCUGCAGUCGCGCUCUUGCCAAAUAUAUUCGCGGAUCAGAAUAUAUCUUGCGACUUAUUUUUCGUAGUCUAGUGUCUAUUGACAAUAAAUGUAAGGAAAUUUAA
This is a messenger RNA of Cataglyphis hispanica, 4087 nucleotides long. RefSeq lists its product as uncharacterized. Gene Ontology annotation, molecular function: potassium ion leak channel activity. The transcript is spliced from 5 exons. The record is from RefSeq and is a predicted model, not a curated record. Gene Ontology annotation, cellular component: membrane. Bases 178 to 2805 code for a protein of 875 amino acids. Gene Ontology annotation, biological process: stabilization of membrane potential; potassium ion transmembrane transport. Lineage: Eukaryota; Metazoa; Arthropoda; Insecta; Hymenoptera; Formicidae.